GUUUACACCACGUCUUUCAAUCAGCCAAUAGAUGCAAGGUGGGUGAUGUGAGGUCAUUGACGCAUGCGCAUUGAUCGCCAGUGUGGACUUAGCCGUUUCAGCAAAAUCUCCGCCAUAACGUGGCCCAUAGAAAGCCGUACAAAAAAUUGUACAAAUGGAUUCCGCAGGGGAUGAUUUCACUUCUGGCGCCACGGAGAAUCAUGUGGAUGGUCCAGACAGUGACAUACAAGUUGCUGACAUAAAAGCCAAGCUUCAGGAGAAUGGUGAUAUGAGCAACCACAUUGACCAGAAAAGCCAAAACGGUCAUGCUUCACCAAAGGAGAGCUCAUCUAAAGAUAAACAUCAUAGUUCCAGCUCCUCGAAACACUCGCACCAUUCCUCCUCUUCCAAACACAAAGAUGGAAGUUCGUCCAGCUCAAAGCAUCACUCCAGCUCAAGCAGCAAACAUGGUAGUUCAAGCUCUAGCAAGCAUGGAAGUUCUCAUCAUUCCUCAAGUAAGCACAGUUCAAGCUCCUCGAGCAAGCAUAAGGAUGGAAGCUCAUCAUCUAGUAAGCACAGGGAAGGAAGCUCUUCUAGUAAACACAGGGAUGGGCAUCAUUCCAGCUCAUCAAGCAGCAAGCAUAAAGAUGGCUCAAGCCACAGUAGUAGCAAGCAUAGAGAUGGCUCAAGCCACAGUAGCAGCAAGCAUAGAGAUGGUUCAGGCCACAGUAGCAGCAAGCAUAGAGAUGGUUCAGGCCACAGUAGCAGCAAGCAUAGCUCCUCAAGCAGUCAUUCAAAAGACAAGCACAGCUCAUCAAGCAAACACAAGGAACACUCUAGCAGUAAGAGCUCGGAGAAUCCAGACGUAGUGUCUGAAUCCUCGCCCCCUAAACAGGUGAAAAAUGAGCCUCAAUCACCCACAAAGAAAGAACCAGAAUCUCCUAAAAAAUCUCCAACUAAGUCAUCCCCAGAAAAGUCUGUAAAGGACGAGCCAAUGAGUGACGACGACGUCCCACUGUCCAAAAGGAUGGAGAAAACAACACCAAAACCUGCACCAAAGAGGGAACUGGGGCAAGACUCUGAUGAUGAAGAUGUACCCCUGUCUUCCAGAAUGAAGAAGGUUAAAAAAGAACCUAAACAGCCAACCAAGAAAAGGAAAUCAGAGCCAGAAGAAUCUGAAGAAGAAAAACCACUGAAAAAGAAGAAAAAAGUGCAGCCAAAGCAGUCCCAACAGAAAUCGCCACAGAAAGGCAAGAAGAAACCCGAAGAAGCAGAAGUCUGGAGAUGGUGGGAGGAAGAGCGUCGUGAUGACGGUCAGAAAUGGAAUUUCUUAGAACACAAAGGGCCAGUAUUUGCCCCCGAUUAUGAGCCGGUGCCCAGCGAUGUCAAAUUCUACUAUGAUGGUAAGGUGAUGAAGUUGAGUCCUGAAGCGGAAGAAGUGGGAACAUUUUAUGCGAGAAUGUUGGACCAUGACUACACUACAAGAGAUGUUUUCAACAAAAAUUUCCUGAAGGAUUGGAGAAAGAUGAUGACUUCAGAGGAGAAGGAAGUGAUCAAAGACUUGUCCAAGUGUAACUUCACAGAAAUGGACAGAUACUUCAAAUUGAAGACCGAGGAAAGGAAAGCCAUGACAAAGGAAGAGAAACUGAAAAUCAAAAAUAAAAAUGCAGAAAUACAAGAAGAGUAUGGCUUUUGUACCAUGGAUGGCCACAAGGAAAAGAUUGGAAACUUUCGUAUUGAACCUCCGGGCUUGUUCAGAGGGCGCGGAGACCACCCCAAGCAAGGCAUGCUGAAACGCAGGACCAUGCCUGAAGAUGUCAUCAUUAAUUGUGCGAAAACUUCUGAAGUUCCCCAGCCACCUAAAGGUCACAAGUGGAAAGAAGUUCGACACGAUAACAAGGUAUCUUGGCUGGCAUGCUGGAACGAAAACGUGCAAGGCCAGACCAAGUAUGUGAUGCUGAAUGCAGCCUCAAGACUUAAGGGCGAGAAGGAUUGGCAGAAAUAUGAGACUGCAAGGAAGUUACACAAAUGUGUUGAUAAGAUUCGGCACAACUACAUGGAGGACUGGAAAUCUAAGGAGAUGAGGAUCCGACAGAGGGCUGUGGCUAUGUACUUUAUCGACAAGCUUGCUUUGAGAGCUGGUAACGAGAAGGAGGAGGGAGAGACUGCAGAUACUGUUGGUUGUUGUUCAUUGCGUGUUGAACAUCUCAAGACUCACGAGAAAUACGAAGAUCAGGAGAAUGUGGUUGAGUUUGACUUCUUAGGUAAAGAUUCCAUCCGCUACUAUAACAGGGUCAACGUGGAGAAGAGAGUUUUCAAAAAUUUGCAACUUUUCAUGGACAACAAACAGCCAGGGGAUGAUUUGUUUGACAGACUUAAUACUACCAUUCUGAACAAACAUUUACAUGACCUCAUGGAUGGACUGACGGCCAAGGUGUUCCGUACCUUCAACGCCUCUCGGACACUUCAGGAACAACUUAACCUUUUGACAGAAGAGGAAGACCAAGUACCGGCCAAGCUGCUGUCAUACAAUCGAGCCAACAGGGCUGUGGCUGUGCUAUGUAACCAUCAACGUGCUGUACCGAAAAAUUUCAGCAAACAGAUGGAAAACCUGCAGAACAAGAUCGAUGCCAAGAAGGACGCUAUACGUGAGGCCAAAAAGCAGCUGAAGUCAGCAAAGAACAACUUCAAGGCUGCAAAGUCGGACAAGAACAAGAAAGUGAUGGACAUGAAGAAGAAGAGUGUUGCCAGACUGGAAGAUCAGCUGGUCAAACUGGAGGUGCAAGCAACAGACAAGGAUGAGAAUAAAGAAAUAGCAUUGGGCACCUCCAAGUUAAACUAUUUAGAUCCCAGAAUAUCCAUUGCCUGGUGCAAGAAGUGGGAAGUUCCUAUUGAGAAAAUCUACAACAAAACUCAGCGAGACAAAUUCAGGUGGGCCAUCGACAUGGCUGACGAGGACUUUGUGUUUUAACGUUUCAUCCCGCCAUAGAAUGCCAUUGUGAACAUGUAAUAUUCUUAUUUUUGACUUGAUGUAUACAGAGAAAUCAUGGAUCUAGAUGAAAGUGAGAUUGUAAGUUGUGUUAUGUGUGUGUUCUCUGACAGACAGUUUGUUGUACUUUUCCCAUAUGUAACUAUUUAUCAAACAUUGAGGAUUUAAGAAAAACACUCGAGACUUUUAAUCUAAUGAGUCCAAUGAAAUUUGAUACCUGUACAAUACUUUGAUUUUUAGUGAGAAAAUAUGGUAUUAAUCUUUAUAACAUGUGCUAUUAAACCUCUCGGAUUCAAAAGGCAUUUUAUUUAAUAUUUAGAGUCAUUUUCAAUCUUCGUUGAGAUUUAAAAACAUUUUUUAUUAUUUUAAAAUGUUUUAUUUGUUUAUAAUGUUAAGUAACUGAAUUGAGUUCGGUGUAUAUAUCAACACAAUCCUAAUAUAAUUUUCAUUUUGUGUAAUACACAAUGUAUAGAAAUGUAUUAUAAGAUAUUAACCCUGCCUUUUUAGCAGUAAAACAAUCACCAGCAUCUACAGAAUCUCCUGUCUGUCUCAGAGUGUUAAUCAAAUUUUAUUUUGUAGUCCAUCUCUAUCAAGAUGAACACUUUUAAUAUGAUGGCAAUUAUGCAAAGUUUACUUAAUUGCAAAAUCAGAAUUUUUUUUUCGUGUCACAUUUUUUGGCAGUAAACCUCUUGUUAACAUUGUCAUUAUCCAUUUUAUUUUAGUGUUAUUGGGUAAAAAAAAUCAUAAACUUUUACCAGGAUUCAACAAUUUUGUUUCAAACAUUUAAUGAAAUGAUUAGAAUUAUGUGUAAAUUUGCGGAAAUUAACUCAAAGAAAUGUCUAAUAUAUAUAGAGAAGUCUAGAUUUUAAUGGUGUACCAGUGAUGUGGUGAAUGUCUCCUCGGAUGUCCGUUCUGUUUACUACAGGAUGUGAUAUAUCAUUAUGUGAACUUGUUAAAUAUAGAAUGUGAUAUAUUAGAGGAACUAUAAUGUUCUGAUGUUUCAUGGAUGAAAGAACAAAAUCAUUAUCAGAACCUUUUUUUUUGUCGAUACGCCAGUUUAAACUUGUGAUAUUGUGGUGUUAAUGAACCAAACUCAUUUGAGACAUUCUUUAGAAUGCUAUUAUAUUUUGAGUGUAAUUGUUAUAACUUUUUGUAAUGAAAUAAUACAAACAUGUUAUACAAAGGUAACUUAAGUGUUUACCUCGAGCAGUUCACUUACACAUCUAUUACUUCUAGCUAAAUGAAGACACAUACAGUGUAUUAAGAUUCUGUACAAAGCUGAAAGGAUCUAUUUUUCAAACAUUUUGGGUAGGAGAUGGAGAAGCAUUUCUUCAGAUAGUUUAGAUGUCAUAAAAUCUUCGUAUUAGCUUUUAACAUAUAUAUAAAACUGAUGUUAAUUUCUUACUUCUUACUGAGCAGUUUUUCCACUCGCAUUGAAUUCUGACACAUCUGCUGGUUGCAGCUGAAAUACGCUUGCAUGGGCACCUGUGACGGUUGUAUCUGUACGUUAAUGGUAUGGUUGUAACAGGGUUUGGGUUCAAAAUGGGUAAACUGCAGUUAAAACGACCAAGAUAAAAAGUUGUUACUAAAAUUGCUGCAUUGUUAAAUGCUUAAAGCUUCUGUUGCCUAUUAAAACGGUGAUAAUAAUGCACAAAUGUUUUAUGAUGUUGAACAUUUUUGUUGAAAGUUAAUUGCACACAAGUUGUUUUGAGUCGUGAAAGGAUGGUCUAGUGUCUGUUUGUUAUGUUUACUGUACAGCACUCCAUUAAUUUUAUGUUUUUUUUAUUGUAUGAAUUGUUUUUUGUGUUUUAAAUCAAGACCUCAUUUAACGCCGAGAAACUUACUUAAAACCUCCCAUUUUUCAUUGUCAUAGAUCACAAAGACUCUUACUAGAUAUUAGUUAUGGUUGAAUUUUAAUUAGCACAUGAAUCAUGUUUCUAAAAAAUGUUACGAAAUGGGGAAGAAAUUUUAUCAUGAAGCUUUUAUUUGCCAAAUCUUACCCAUUUGACAUAACAGACAAGUCACAUAUCUUUUAAGUUUAGUAGGGACAGGCUUUAAAAAUGAUAAUGGUUUGGAUUUGUUACUUACGUACAAUCGGUACACUUGUUAUCUGUCACAAUAUCUUACUGUCUAGUGGAGGUUUUUAAUGCAAUACAAAACCAGCAUGUGUAAGCUGGUGUCUGGAUUAGACUCGGAUACAGUCGGACUAGUCCAAAUUGGUCACAGCUGAAGGAGAAAAUAUACAAAUCCAGAUUUUACACCUUUUUUUUUAUUGGUCUGGCUGAUAUCAUUAUAGUCUGUACAUGUAUUGUUCUAGAAUUGAUCAUGUUUGUAACUUCAUAAAAACGUUCCUGAUGUGCAUUGUCUCGUUCCCUAUCACUCCAGGAUUGUAUCAUUGAUUGAUUUGAUAUCGGUCAUACAUUUUUUUGUUUGAUACAUUUUCAUUCCUUUCUGUAUUUGAAGGUAAAUGUUCAAUUUUCAUGUGACCACUCUACACAAUUACUUCAGGGCAAGAUUUGUGGGACUUUUACCAAAACACAAGUAUUGGCGUUGAAAAUUUCGUCAGAAUUUUCAGAAUGUAUUUGUGUAGGGAAAUCCUUUCUACUUUCUCCUAAAUUUCAGUAUUCAACAAAUUGCACAGGGAAACCCCAUCCUCUUUCUUCCUGACUCUUUCCCCCAUAGUAUUUUUUUUCAGCAUGAAUUAUCACUACACAUUUUGUAAAACUCCAUGGUUGAUGCUUCAUCUAAUGAUUGUUAAAACUUUACUUUUCAAUUCCAAGAGUGAAAAAGAAUUGCUGGUGAUGUUAAGUUUAAAGACUGAAUUCACUCUAUUAAUCAACAAAUCGUACAAGAAACAUUUAGAUAUGAUACCAUGAAGACUUGUGUGUUGUUAUAUUCUAGAUUAUGUAGACUGAAGUGACAAUGUACAGAUGUAGUUAUGAUAUUGUAAUUAUAUUUUGUCCAGGUUUUUGAUCAUGAGCACACAAUUUGACAAAUUAAUUUGUUCCAUCCUUAAUCAUGUUACAAAGUGUCUUUGACAUCUUGAAAUGUCAACAAGUCUUUAUUAUUUUCCCCUUCUACACAAUGCAAUAAAUGUAUGAAAUGCAUAAUGAUGAAAUGUAACUUCAAAAGUACACCAAAUGUAAUUAUCUCCCUUGGAAUGUGAUCAGAUAUUUUUCUCAGGUUGCUGUUCUCUUAAAAUUACAUGUACAGACCUAACCUUCAGCUACCAAACACAUGUUUUACAAACAGUUGUAAGAACUUGAAUAAAAUAAUGAACUAUUAUUAUU
Molecule: messenger RNA, 6258 nt
Organism: Pecten maximus
Lineage: Eukaryota; Metazoa; Mollusca; Bivalvia; Pectinida; Pectinidae
Product: DNA topoisomerase I, mitochondrial-like
Exons: 20
Coding region: 155-2950 (931 amino acids)
Biological process (GO): DNA replication; DNA topological change; chromosome segregation
Cellular component (GO): chromosome; nucleolus
Molecular function (GO): DNA binding; DNA topoisomerase type I (single strand cut, ATP-independent) activity
Source: RefSeq, a predicted model, not a curated record